AUGGAGGGCUGCAUAUUCUUCCUUUAUGCUAUGAUACUUCUCCCAGGUAUUGCUGCCAGUGUGCAUCAGGUGAAGGCAUAUCUCAAUCACACGGCAUACCUAUCCUGCUAUCUUCCAAACACUCAGAAAAUCGACAUAAAGGAUUUAAGAGUUUUUUGGCAAAAAGGCCCUCAUGUGGUACACGAAGUGUACCACGGCCAAGAAAAAUAUGAGCACCUUAAUUCUGAAUACAUAAAUCGCACCAAGAUGGAUAUGGACAAAUGGACCUUGCAACUGUUAAAUGCAGAAGUUGUGGAUGAGGGACAGUAUAAGUGUAUUAUACAGCACAUAGAUAAAGGAUCACCGAAGAUCAUGCACACAUCUGAGUGCUCACUGCACAUCAUUGCCAACUAUAGUCAACCUGAGAUAGCACGACUGCACACUGGGGAACUAAAACCCAACAGAUACUUGAAUCUUUCCUGUUCUUCCAGUGGAGGCUAUCCAGAGCCUAAGGAGAUGACUUGGCUAAUUUCAUAUGAAAACAUAACGCGCAGGCAUACGCCUCACAUGGACAUCUCACAGGAUGCUGUAACAAAGCUGUACAAUGUUACUAGCAAGCUGAACAUCCCAGUUCCUACAAACACCCUCACUAUUAGCUGCUUGCUUCACCUUGGAGAGCAUCUGGGAAACCUUGUCUCAGUGCCACUCAUAGGUGAGUCUCCAUUUGAAGAGAAGGAGCAAGUAAAGAUAAAUUUCUUUGGCCCAGUUAUAGCUGUGGUUGUACUGAUCAUAUUUCUUCUGGGGUUUGUGAUAUUGAAGAAGAACAGAAAUACCUCAUCUAACAACCAGG
This is a messenger RNA of Acanthisitta chloris (rifleman), 829 nucleotides long. Its product is annotated as T-lymphocyte activation antigen CD86-like. Gene Ontology annotation, cellular component: external side of plasma membrane. Gene Ontology annotation, biological process: cellular response to lipopolysaccharide; negative regulation of T cell proliferation; T cell costimulation. Lineage: Eukaryota; Metazoa; Chordata; Aves; Passeriformes; Acanthisittidae. The transcript is spliced from 4 exons. The record is from RefSeq and is a predicted model, not a curated record. The annotation marks the transcript as partial.